AUGAUUGAUCUUUCCAGUAUAAAAGCAACACUUCUGGACGGCACUUUGAUUGGAAUUAAAUUUUUUGACAAUAAUCAAACAGCUAAUGUAACUGGAGCAAUAAUCAAGAACUAUCCAACACCAGGUUUAGUAGAAUUCAUAUUGUAUGGCGUGGUUAAUCCUCUAUCUACUGCCUAGAAUAGAAUAAUAUCAAUUUAAACAAUACAUCCAUUGAACGCAAUGAUAAUUGACUAGGGCAAUUUUAGCUUGACAAGUGCAUCUCCUACUAAUUUCCCAUUUACUUAAUUGACUGUGACUGACACUACUGUCUCAGAAAGAGCAUCCUAUUAGAUUGAAUUUUACUUGAACAUACCGGUGCUAAGUGGGUGUUAAAUAUCCAUAAUUUUUCCAACCUAGGAAUUUAAUCUUUAAACAGACGGAAUAUCAGAUGUCUAAAUUAGCGGUAUAUUAGGUCCUUAGCAGACAAUAGCUCAUUCAAUUUCAUCAAACACUUUGAUUCUAAAUAAUGCUUGUAAAUAAGAUUUCUAUUCUAGUAGCUCCAAUAGAGCAAUUAUAAAGAUAAAUGGAAUAAAAAAUCCACCUGUUGCAAAGCUAACAAAUUUAAUAAAUCUACUGUUAAAAGACACUGCUGGAGGCCAAAUUGCUUAAACUGACACAAGUUCUAAUAAACUAUAAUUCAAUUCAUCACUAGGGUCUGUAUAUUUAGGGAAUAUAUAAAUUCUUGAUACCACAGCUACUAACACUCUGUCUAAAUUCAAAUUUAGUUUCACUCCUCAACAUACAAUGACAUCUAACUAUCAAAUUGAAUUUUAGUUAUUUGAUACUGACUACUAAAUUUAGAGUAGUUUAUAAAUAGAUAGCUCAACUAUCCCUAAUAUUGCUUCAGUGAGUAUUGUUUCUUCUGGGUAAAAAAUUUAAUUAAGAGAUUUUACUAGUGCAAUUAAUACUGGUACUUAAUAUGAUAUCGUAUUUUCCAAAAUACUCACAGCAUAAUCUUAGAAAUAACUAAGUACUAUUCAAAUUACAAUUUCUUAAAAGAUUUUGGUCUCAUAAGGAGGGGAUGGAACUACUUAUUAUGGGGCUGCAAUUGGAAUUUUCUCUGGAAACUAUUUUACUCCCUCACCUGGAUUAUUCUAUCUUAUUACUGCAUCUUCUGGAGCAACAAGAGCUGCAGAAUCUACUAUUUUCUAUUUCUAGAUUAAAGCCUAAAAUCCUAUACCUCUAGGAGGAUAUUUGCUUUUAUACUAUCCUAACUCAAUAACUUCUCCACAACAGUAUUCUUGUCAAAAAGAUGGAGUGCAAACUGAAUGCUAAUUCACUUAGAGUACCAGAGUAAUGAAGUUCUAUGGUUUAGCAAAGACUUCAAAUUAUCCCGCUAAUACUGUUAUUAAUUUAAGGAUAGCGAAUGUUAAUAAUCCAAGAUCACCUUAAGCCUCAACUUAAUUCAAAGUAGAAACUUAUGAUAAAUAUGAUCUUUUAGUAGAUACUAGUGAUAAUUCUAGCCCAAGUAACAUCAAUACAGUAAUAACACCUACUGAGCCAUCUUACUUCAGUCAAACUAAAGUCCAAACUAGUUCCUCUACUGUGGGUGCUACGGGUGUAACUUACACUUUUUCAUUUACUACUCCCUCAUUCUUGAUAAAUGGUGAUAUUCUUAAGAUUACUAUCCCGGAUGAAAUAACACUUCCAACCAUAACAUAAGUCAAAAGUGAUCAGAUUAGUGGGACUGUUUAAUACUCUAGAUAAGGAGAUAAGAUUAUUUUAAUAACACUUGCAUUUGGAACUGGAACUAUUUUUGCAGGUGGUAAAGUCUUAUCAGUAGGAAUAACAGGCUUUAAUAAUCGAAUUACAACCUAAGCAUCUUCUUCGUUUAUCCUAGAACUAUUUCAGAAUGAUAAUAAAAAAAUAUCAGUUUUGGAAACACAAGAUUUAAUAGUAUAGUUAAAGUAUCCUGCUACCAUCACAUCUGGAUUCAGUAUUUAGAAUUUUCCUUUAUCACCAAGGACAGUGAUGGAGGUCAAAAUAAGUUUUAAUACCUUACAUUAGAUUCCAUAAAAUUCAAAGAUCAUCAUUACCUACCCAAAACUAUUGAUGUCCAAUUAUUUUUCAAUUUCAGCAAGUAUAUAAUCUCCAGCUCAUGCAAGCAAUACUUCACUUUAAUUGACAAACAAUAUUGCAGCAGGCUAGUUAAUCUUGCAAAAUAUUUCACCACAAUUGAUUAAUCCUAAUUAAUAAGUUCAACUUCAAUUUUAUGGAUUUGUUAAUGCUGAUUCAUCAAGUUUUGCUGAAACUUUCAAAUUAGAUAUUUUAACUUAGGAAAAUUAUUAGAUAGAUAGCAUCACAAGCAACUUGAUAGUAACGGUAAAAUGUGAUUAUCCUUGUGGAGACUGUAUACCUGCUGCGAGUAAGAAGUAAUGCACAGCAUGUUUAAGUAAAACACAAUUCUCCCCACUGAAUGUACUUUAAAAUAAGGAAUGUGUAAGUAGUUGCAUAGAUGGCUACUAUCUUUUGUCUAACAGUUCUGCUCCACCAACCUGCUAGAAAUGCCAUGCUAAUUGUACUACCUGCUACGGAACUCCAACUAAUUGUACAAGUUGCGCUAGAUCUUCUAAGAUUCCUGCUCUAUUUAAUAACACCUGCUUAGCAGAAACUGCUUGUCCUUAGGGAUAUUUUUAUAAUAGAACAGGAGGGUAAUGUUCCUAAUGUUCCUAAAAUUGCUUAAAUUGUACUGGAUCAAGUACAGAAUGCACUUAUUGCCCAUAGUAUCUUAGUCUAUUUAACAAGACUUGCAUUUAAUAAUGUCCUUCAGAUAUAACAAUAGCUAAUACCACAAAUAGGACUUGCAUGUCAUGUGAUUCUAGAUGCAAAACUUGCAAAGAUAAUAGAAGCAAGUGUACAUCCUGCAUUGAAGGACUAAGAUUGAAUCCAUUUACAAAUGUCUGUGACAAAUAUUGCCCAGAGCUUUACACUGUAGAAGAGAGAAAAGGGUUCUGUGAUGAAUGCACAAACGAUUGUGUCACUUGCUAGACAUUUAGAAAUCGUUGUAUGUCUUGCUAACCAGGCUACUUCUUAAGUUUAAAUCAAUGCCUCUCAAGAUGUGCUAGUUCUGAAAUAUAUUACUCAAAUGCUUGUUAAUCAUGUGCUGAUGGAUGCAGUACAUGCAAAGUUAACCCUUAAAACUGUACUGAAUGCUAAAUAGGAUAUUUUUCUUACAUGAAUAGCUGUUAUUUAAGAUGUCCUAAGGGUACUAAUGCUGAUUUUGACUCGAGAUAAUGUGUAAAUAUAACUUGCCCGACUGGUUAUGAGUUUGAUUCUAAAGGAGAUUGCAGCUAAAUUAUCACUAAUAUUCAAGAUGAAUGUAGCAAAGGCUAGGAACAUAAUUGGUAUUUUGAAAAAUGUAUAAAUGAGGCAGAAUUAUUUAUCCCAUUCCCUAUUCUAAUAUUUCUAGCUAUAAUGACUCUGAUCUUAGUCAUUUUCGUUAAAUGCAAGAAAUACAAAUAAGUGAAUUUGCUUCAAACUAUCAUCUGUAUGUGGGCUAUUUUUGAACUUCCUAUUUUCGCAGCAUAAAUAGUUGUCUGCAUUCUAUAUGAACACUGGAUUCCUACAUUUAUAACAUGUGGAGCAAUUGGAAUGUUCUAUAUCCUUAAUUUGAUUUCAGGUUGUUAAUUCCACACAAACAGAUAAAUGGAUUAGAACUUUGUGAUAUGGAGUUAGGACAAGCAUCCAAAUUCGUAUAAAAGAAUUGUGAAUUUUUCUAUCCUAUAUAACUAAAAGCUACUAAGACUUUUUACUUGUGGAUUUAUGGAUAGAAAAUAUUAUUUAGCUAGCUUCACUAAUAUUUAUGUAUUUUUUACUUCUCCAAUUAGAUCUUACUCAUUUUGGUGUAUUCUCCUUGUGUAUACAGCAAUCGCUGCAGCUGAUAUUUUUAUCAUCAUAACUUUUCAUUGGUUUCAUUAUAUAUUUAUCAUUGCUAUUGAAACAUUAGUAUUUGUUGUAAUAAUGACUAUAUUGAUGUAUGCUGAUUAUUUAUAAAUUAAGAGCCAGUAUACCAUUGAAAUAAAAAUUAUUCCGAAAAUGACAACAAUGACUAUUGGAGAUUAGUAAGAUGAUCAUGAUGGUCCAGACCAUGAUCAUUAAAAUAUAUUAAUGGAUAAUAGACCCAAUGAGCAUAUAAGUUUGCUCUCUCAAAUUUAGAAAGACCAAGAGAAGGAUAGUUCCUAAAAUGAUCAAUUAAAAUAAUCUCAAUUUAACUCAGACAGAUCUCCUAAGAAAACGAAUAAAGUAGAAAAAGGAACUGAUGAGUAUAAAACCGGUGAAUUUAAGGAGGAAACAUCUCAGACUAAAAAGAAUAAUACAACUUUUAAACAGAAUUACGAUGAUUUACCGCCAAUCAAUCUCAAUAAAAAACUCAUGUAGUUCUAUGAGGAGCAAAAGGAUGAUGGUAUAUCUAUAGAUUAUGUAGAGGAUAGUCCAGAGAAAGACUCUAAAUCUCUUAAUUCUUCCUCUUCUAGUUCCAGUUCAUCAGAAAAAAAGACAAAAAAAGGCAAGCAUAAAUCAAAUGAGACAAAUAUAAUGGAGGAAUUAGAGUUAAUUAAGGAGUAAAAGCAUCAUAAUCCCAAUGAUUUAAAUAGCAAUAACAUAGGCUACGAUCAAACUCGCCCACUUACAAUAAGUGGAGGUUCGCUUGCUAACGAUAUUCACCGAAGUUCAGUAUUUUCAGAUUAAGAGAACUCAAAAUUUCUGCAUUAGCCUUAGAAUAAUCUUUUAAACUCAAACAGCAAUACACCAAAUAAAUAUCCUAACAAUACUAGUAAUUCUAAAUCAAAUAAUCAAGGAACAUCAUAAUCAUUAGAUAACUCUAAAUUCAAAUUUAACGAAGUUGAAAAUAAUCUAGACUUGAAUUCAGAGUAUAUCAAGCCAUUUGAUAAGCCAAAGAAGUUGAUUAAAGUUAAAAAACAAGAAAAUGCAGCUAAUAAUGAUGAUCAUCAAAAAGAAAAUGAACCUUUAAAUUUUCAGCCUAAAUAAAUUGAUUCCUCAGCUUUAAAAGUUGACGAUUUUUUCAAUGACGAUAGUCAACUACAAAUUCAAAUUCAUGCAAAGAAAAGGUAAUUAAAGAAAAAAGCGCCUUCAAAGGAUUAAGAGAAACAGGAGUUAAUUUAAAAUCAAGAUAAUUAGGAUUAGAAUUCACCUAAGGAUAUGCAAAAAAAGUAAAAUAAUUUCUUAGACUGA
This is a messenger RNA of Stylonychia lemnae, 5229 nucleotides long. Lineage: Eukaryota; Ciliophora; Spirotrichea; Sporadotrichida; Oxytrichidae. The record is from the annotation of a GenBank genome assembly.